AUGGAUGAAGUUGGGGUCUUCGAGCACUGCAUCGGCGCUGGGCGCUUGGAGGGCUGGUUCUGCACUUCAUCCUACGACAACGAGAAGAAAGGAUGGGGGCAUUUGGAGUCCGACAGUUUCGAGGGCCACCUCUUCUUCCACCUGCAGCGCAGCCCGUCGCUUCGAGGAGUCAGGUACUUCAGAAAAGACGCUGUGGCCUUCGAGGUGGUGGAGUUCAACGGCCGCUGCGAGGCGGUGAAGCUCCUCUUGCCAAGCCGAAACGAGGAGCAAAACGAGGAGGCAUGGAAGCCUGAGCCAAGAGAGGUCUUGGGCCAGACCGUCGAGGGGCGCCUGAGCUGCAGCUGGCAGCUGGUCAAGGCGCAGAACUGGGGUUUCGUGGUGUCGGAAUACUUCAAGGGCACCGUCUUCUGGCACGUGGUCGACAAUCCCGAGAUGGUGGACUUGGAGUUCUCUCAGGAUGAUGUUGUGGAGUUUGAGCUUUACAUCAACACCACGAGAGGAGACCAGGUCAGAGCAAGGAAGAUGAAGUUCUUGCGCACGGCCGUCAAAGAUCCAGCAGCAGAGAAGGCAGAAGAGAGCAGCCAGAGGCGAAUGGAAAAGAAGCAGCGCUGGCUGGUAAACUGGCGCAAAGGGCCUCCUCCCGACUGGAUAUGCAAAGGCUGCAGCUACCCCAACUUCGGCAGGAACAAGACCUGCAAAGUUUGUGGCCAUCCGCGGCCUCCCCGUGAAGAAUGGCCUCCAGAAGAGCAGGAAGAGCAGCAAGAGGUGUCGCCCGCGCUACCGACUUUCAGCCCAGUGGCCCCAGGGUGCCAGGCCCAUCGAGAUGCGGGGAGCUUCCCACUGACGGGGCCUUGUCUGCACGGCCUGCAGGAUCUGCAGGCUGCGAGGCUACCUCUGCAGAGUGAGCCAGCGAGCACCACGUCCGGCACGGCGCCGGAGGCCUUUUUGCCUUUUGCUCUCGGAGUUCUUCUGAAGCGUCGCUCCUUGAUCCUUCAGGGGGCCGUCUCCGCUUCUUUGCCUCGAGCGGCAGAAGCCCCGCCCCCCGCGUGCUUCGCGGAGUUCAACCGGAUCUUGGGGGGCGAGGCUUGGGCCGAGGGCGAGCUCUUGGCCAAGGCUCCUCGGCUCCCCCUCCUCAGCUCCGAGCUCUCUCAGCUGUUCUUUCAGGUGAAGGCUUACCUGGACGGAGCGGCCAAGAGCUUGGGAGACGGGAAAGCCAAGCAGGCGCAGCAGCAAAAGCUGCGUUCAUGCGUUGCCUUGUGGUGGGCCGAAGAAGGAAAACGGUCCAACGACGACAUGCAGAAGAGGGGGUGA
Symbiodinium sp. CCMP2592 is the source of this 1311-nucleotide messenger RNA. The record is from the annotation of a GenBank genome assembly. NCBI's taxonomy places the organism in Eukaryota, Dinophyceae, Suessiales, Symbiodiniaceae.